This is a messenger RNA of Geodia barretti, 1647 nucleotides long. Lineage: Eukaryota; Metazoa; Porifera; Demospongiae; Tetractinellida; Geodiidae. The record is from the annotation of a GenBank genome assembly.
AUGACCAUCGGAGACCUUCUGAACCGCCAGGCGGACCGGUUCGGUGACCGAGACGCCCUGGUCCACGUGGACUGGGAUCUUCGCUACACCUGGAGCCAGUUCAGGGAAGAGUGCGAAAGCAUUGCCCGCGGCCUGAUGGCCCUGGGCAUCAACAAAGGCGACCACGUAGCCCUCUGGGCCACAAACUACCCCGAGUGGGUCAUUGCCCAGUUCGCCACUGCUCAGAUAGGGGCAGUGCUGGUUACAGUUAACCCGGCCUACCGCACUCAUGAACUGGAAUACCUGCUCAGCCAAUCGGACGCUGCCGCCCUCAUGCUCAUAGGCAACUUCCGGACUUCCGACUACGUUGGAAUGCUGCAAGAGGUGGCGCCCGAGUUGGCCCAUUCGUCGCCAGGCCAACUCCGGUCGGACAAGUUCCCCGUACUCCGCAACGUGAUCACGAGCACGGCGCCCCCCUCGGGCAUGUUUUCCUGGCAUGACCUGCGGGGCCUGGGCGGAGAAAUCACCCCGGAGGCUUUGGCCCAGCGCCAGGCGGAUUGUCACCCGGAUGACGUCAUCUGCAUCCUGUACACCUCGGGCACCACCGGCAACCCCAAGGGCGUCAUGCUCACUCACCACAACCUGGUGGCCAACGCCACUUACACCAAGGAGGGCCUCCUGUUUACCGAGGAGGACCGCCUCUGCAUUCCGGUGCCCUUCUACCACUGCUUCGGCUCAGUCCUCGGCACCCUGUGCUGCGCCACCGCCGCCGCCGCCAUGGUGGUCCCCUCCGAGUACUUCGAACCCGAAAAGGCCCUGGUGGCGGUGGAAAAGGAGCGAUGCACCGCAAUCCACGGUGUACCCACCAUGUUCAUCGCCGAGUUGGAGCACGCCAACUUUGACCAGUUCGACCUCGGCUCCCUCCGCACCGGCAUCAUGGCCGGCUCUCCCUGCCCCAUUGAGGUCAUGCGCCAGGUAAUCGACCGCAUGGGUUGCCGGGAAAUGACCGUCGGCUACGGCCUGACCGAGGCGGCCCCCAUAAUCACCCUGACCAGGUCCGACGACGCUAUCGAGCGGCGGGUGUCCACUGUGGGUACCGCCGUUCCCUACGUUGAGGUGAAGAUUGUAGACCCGGACACCGGGGAAGAAGUGCCCGUCGGAGAGCAGGGCGAGCUGUGCUCCCGCAGCUUCAUGAACAUGAAGGGCUACUACAAAAUGCCGGAAGCCACCGAGGCGGCCAUCGACGCUGAUUCCUGGCUACAUACCGGAGACCUGGCCACCGUGGACGCCGACGGUUACUUCAAGAUCACCGGACGCUCCAAGGAUAUGAUCAUCCGCGGCGGGGAGAACGUCUAUCCCCGGGAAGUCGAGGAAUUCCUCUAUACGAACCCCAAGGUGGCCGACGUCCAGGUAAUUGGUGUCCCCGACCAGCGUUUCGGAGAGGAAAUUAUGGCCUGGGUGUCGCUGCGGGCAGGGCAGGAAGCCACCGAGGAAGAGAUAAUGGACUUCUGUCGAGGCCGGAUCGCCCACUAUAAGGUGCCCCGCUACGUCAAGUUCGUGUCCGAGUUCCCCAUGACCGUCACCGGAAAAAUCCAGAAAUACGUCAUGCGGGAGGUCUCCAUCCAGGAACUGCAACUGGAAGGCGCCGCCAACAUCGAGACCGCCUAG